AUGGACAGUGCUGCUGCCCCCGAUCGGCUGUACGUGGUCAAGCAGGGUGAAGACUGGCAGGUAAAAAGAGAGCAGGAUCUCAAGGUCGGGGAUCUCUGCAUGACUUUGACCGGCGCAAUUGCGCCAGUUGUGUCCAUCAGGGCUGGACACGCCAGUGCUCGUGUCGUUGCAACAACCAGCGACGGCACCAAAAGAACUUUUUAUGAAGAUGAGAUGGUGCGCCUGCAGGGAGGCGACGGUGGUGGAGCGCGCAGAACUUCUCGAAUCCUUCCGAAAGCGAUGGAGGACCAGCACAGGACACCGGAGCGGCGCGCCCCCGCAAGCCCAUCUGUGGCACCCGGAUCCAGCCAACGGUCCCCCUCGACGAUGCCACCGCCAUCGAUGCCGCCGCCCAGCUCCACGCUCGUCUCGACGCAGCCGCUGCCCAGCUCGACGAUGACGCACCUCUCGACACAGCCCCCCAGCACCACCCAGGCCCCUCUGGAGAGCGUCCAGCCGGGCAUCUUGCCUGAUUGCGAGGAGGCAGAAAAGUGGGCAUGUCGAACGGGUCAGGGUGCAGUUGCCGGCACCAUCGUCUGCUCCUCGCUUCGGAUUGCCCACUGGGCUGCCAUUUGCUACGCUGGCUUUCGAGCUGGCCUCAAGCAGUCCGAAGUGCGGGAGAUGACUGGUAGGUCUAGCACCGUCCGUCGAGCCAGAUUCCAUUGGGAAUGGCCUGCUGGUCGCUUGCCAGUGCCUAAGCACGGGUCGCUGGAGGCCAUCAUGGACGCCAAGGAUGAGCGCACGGGCACGGCAGACUUGCCUCGCUUGGCCACUCUGGAGAUCACGCCAGAUGGCCAUGCUCAUCCUAGCCUGGAAGUGCAAUGGCCUUGCCUUGCUCACGUCCGCGUGCAUGGCAGUGGUGCAAAGGUCUGGUUCAGUGUUGUCGCUCACCAGCAGCACAGGUCCGUCGCCUUUGUGCACACGGAUGCCUUGCCCAGAGGAGGCGCAGCACCACCACCAGCAGCAGCAGCAGCAGCAGCAGCAGCAGCAGCAAUCAGCAAGGCGUCGCUAGCUCAUGCGAUGGAGGUUUCGGCGCAGCAACUGGAAGACUACACUGGCCGUCAGCUACCCAGGGUACAGCCAGUGGACUUGCCUCGGGAAGGCAGCAUCACCACGCCCGGAGAGGAGGUCGCUACCUUUUUGCUGGGCUUGGGUCUACCGAGCAAGCUCUACAACCCUAGAGCAGACGGUCACUGUGGCUUCCGAGGCGUCGCCAGGGCAGUCUUUGGUCAGGAGGAUUCGUACAUGCUGGUUCGACAACGCUGUCGCCAAGUUGUGCUGGAGCUGCCCAAGCUCUGGCAGAACAUGUACGCCUCCUUGCUCGACGACCGUUCGGACGACACUCGCCAGUUGCUGUGGCAGAAGAAGCACGACAAGAGCAACAACGAUCAGUGGGGCUGGUUCGAGGCGCACAGCCACGCUCUGCUUGUGGCUGCUGCCUUCGAUAGCCUUGUCCUGACGAUCUUGCCUCCUGUCGCCUUUCCUCCGCCUCCGCCUCCCGCCACCCGUGCUGCCCCCUCUGCAGCAUCGAACAGCUCCUCGAUCAAGAUCACCAUGGUCAACGAAGCUCAGCCUCGCACCGUCAUGGAGAGGACGGCCUACCUCUCCUGGCCACUCACGGUGCGGGCUUCGAUCAGCAAAAGGGUCAUUUGCCUUGUCCUGAUCGGCGACCACUUUAUGCUGGCAGAGGGUGUGCAGGGCUUCUCGCUGGAUUCCUUCUUGGAGAACCCCUUGGCCGCUUUUGUGACUGCCCACGCAGAGUCUCUGGCACAGACUAUACCGUCGGUCAUGAGAGCAAAGGUGGCGCGAGAAGAAUGGCUGGCCUGGCAUCGUCGCGGGGAUUGA
This is a messenger RNA of Ceraceosorus guamensis, 1884 nucleotides long. RefSeq lists its product as hypothetical. Bases 1 to 1884 code for a protein of 627 amino acids. The transcript is spliced from 3 exons. The record is from RefSeq and is a predicted model, not a curated record. Lineage: Eukaryota; Fungi; Basidiomycota; Exobasidiomycetes; Ceraceosorales; Ceraceosoraceae.